This is a messenger RNA of Thalassophryne amazonica, 3568 nucleotides long. RefSeq lists its product as uncharacterized. The record is from RefSeq and is a predicted model, not a curated record. NCBI's taxonomy places the organism in Eukaryota, Metazoa, Chordata, Actinopteri, Batrachoidiformes, Batrachoididae. Gene Ontology annotation, molecular function: GTP binding.
CCGGAUUGUGAUGAUUGGAAAGAGUGAUGAAGAUAAAGUGACACUUGGAAACAUUAUCACCGGGAAAAAUGACUUUCUUCAUCAAAAGAAACUCGUGCAAUCUGCGUCUGCCUGCACUCAGUGGAGUAGAAAACCUAUGACUGUUGUGAAAAGUGCAUAAAUCUUCAGCUGUCCCAUGGAAAAGGUGGUGGCACACGAGAUGAGAAAGUGCGUGGUCUCCUGCCCUCCUGGACCAAAUGUUCUACUGCUGUUACUGAAUCCUUCUGACUUCUCUGAAGGUGACAAACAAAAGCUGAAAUCCAUCUUGAAUUUUUUUUUAUCAGGAUGCUUUUGAUUACUCAGUGGUCAUCCUAACACAGGCAGAAGAGCGAAAGAACUUUAAUGUGAACCAAAUCAUCUACAUGUGCAGGCAAAGGAAGCACACUAUGAACCUGAACAGCAGGACACCUCAUGAAGAUGACCUCAAAGAAUUAUUCAUGACGAUGGACAUUAUGGUGAGUGAAAAUAGAGGAGGACAUCUAAACUGUACUUUGGGAGAUGAACCUGAGUGGGAACCACCUUAUGUUUCUAAAUCCCGCGUGAACCUGGUGUUAUGUGGACGAUCUGAAGCCUGGAAGUCUAUAACAGUCAAAGCAAUUCUAGGAAAAAGACAUUUUGAUGCCAAUGCCAGUGUAGAGUGUGUUAAAAAUGAGGGAGAGGUGCACAGCCAUUUGGUUUCUCUGGUGGAGCUGCCUGCCUUGUAUGGAAUACCUCAGGAGACAAUAAUGAAGGAAUCAGCGAGGAGCAUCAGCCUCUGUGGUCCAGACGGUGUCCACGCCUUCAUCUUGGUCCUACCUAAUGGCAUCCUGACUUCUGAAGAUAAUGAAGAGUUGGACCUCAUCCAGAAAACAUUCAGCUCUAAGGUCAAAGACUUCACCAUGCUUCUGUUCACUAUAGAGUCAGAUCCUACAGCUCCAGCAAGGUUCCUUCAUCAAAAUGAGGAGAUCCAAGACCUCUGUCAAAGCUUUGGUAACAGAUAUGUUGUCUUCAAUGUCAACAACAAGCAGCAUGUAUAUCAGGUGUUUGACAGCGUGAACAUAAUGAGAGGUGCAAAAUCCAGAUCCUUCACAAAGGAUAUGUUUCCCAACCCUCCAACUCCUAGGAUUAGAAGAAAGGAAUCUAUAAUGAGGAUGGCCUCUAAUGAAAUCCGGAGCAGAGAAUGUCUGAGGAUGGUCCUGGUAGGGAAGACAGGCUGCGGGAAGAGCGCCACUGGUAACACCAUUUUCAACAGAGAAUGCUUCAAUUCCAAAGUCAGUGGAAAAGGAGUCACCAGAGUUUGCCAGAAAGAAAUCCAAAAGGUGAACAGGCAGCUCAUUGCAGUGGUGGACACCCCUGGCUUGUUUGACACGUCUCUGCCCAAUGACGACAUUAAAAGGGAGGUCAUAAAAUGCAUCAACAUGUUGGCUCCUGGACCUCACGUGUUCUUACUGGUCCUGCAGAUCGGCCGCAUCACGCCAGAGGAAAAAGAGGCCAUCGAGCUGAUCAUGGAGGUUUUUGGUGAAAAGUCAAAAGACUUCAUCAUCAUUAUAUUCACCAGAGGAGAUGAACUUAAAAACAAGACAAUUGACAGUUACAUAGAAAGCAGUGACGAGUUUGUCAAAAAGAUGAUAGCUGACUGCGGAGGAAGAUACCAGGUCUUCAACAACAAUGACCCGAAGAACAGCAGACAAGUCACUGAGUUACUGAGGAAGACUGAGUCAAUGAUGAGAAGAAAUAACUUUCACUACUACACCACAGAAAUGUUCCAAGAGGUGGAGGAUGCCAUACAAAAAGAAACGCAAAGGAUCCUGAAGGAGAAGGAAGAAGCUCAAGAUAAACAGGACCUUCAACAAAAACUGGUCGCAGAAAUGGGAGCAAUGAAGAUUUUAGGCAAACAAAGAUCCAAAAGUGAACAAGAAAGAGAAAUCAAAGCCAGACAGCUCAAGGUAAAGGGGGAACAUCUCAAGAAAGAGCUGGAGAAGAGAAAUAGUGAAGAGAAAAGGAGAGAAAACGACAAAGCAAAGCAGAAAUUACAACAAGAAGCGGCACAACAACAGUGGAGAGAAAAAUUUGAACUCAUAGAUGAACAAAUAAGAAAUGCAAAUGCUAACAGAAGACUGAAAGAGAUGAGAGAGGAGAUGAGAAUAGAACGCGAGGCUUGGGAAAAAGAACUCAGGGAGUGGUGCGAAAGACAAUUUCGAGAAGAAGAACAGCGACGAGAAGUGGAACAUGCACAUCUUCAAAAGAUCCGCGACGAAUAUGAACUAGAAAGACAGGAAUAUGAAUGGCUAAGACAAGGAGAAGAGCAACGCCAAAGGCAAGCGGAGGACAGAGAGCGGAAAGCAUUACAAGAAAUGCACAACAAACAGCUGGAGGAGCAGAAGAAGAAGAUCGAAGAGGCCAGAAAGCAGGCUGAAGAAAACAGUGUGCUCAAUCAAAAGUACAACCAGCUGGUCAAUGUUUUGAUCGACAAGCACAUCCAGAAAAUAGAUGAUAUGAAGCAGCACCAACAAAGACAGAGAGACGCCAUCAUACAAAACCUGAUCCAAAAACCAUCUUACAAAAAACAAUACUACAAAUUAAUAGAAAAACAACUACAAGAAGUGUCGGACCAUGAAGCCAGUCAUGAAGACGUGGUUGAACUGAAGAAAAAACACGAAAAUGAAAUAAAUUCAUUCAUUCAGGAAUAUGUGAAGAAAGCAGGAAGAACGAUUUGUUCCAUUAUGUGAGUCUUUGACGAGCAACCGCACAAUUUCUGGCACUGUUUGAAAAACAACAAAUCAAAUAGCUACACUUAAAAGUCUCCUUUAAAAGCCCAAAUGUAAAUUUCUGUGAAGGUUAAACAACACUCAUUUUCCCCACAAGGGGCGGUGUUGUACAAUGUUUGGUGAAGUAAAACUGAGCUCUGACACUGAUGACUCUAAAAUUUAGCAAAAGAAGUGUGCCACAGUGGUGGCACAGAGGUGUGUAUGUCUACCUGAGGUUGGAGGGAAAAACAUUGAUUAUGAUGAGAAGGAGGACGUGAAAACAAAAUGAGAUGAACAGCUCUGAUGUCGAAAUUUAGGAAGUGGUCCUUGGUAAGAGUGUCAUACAUACAAAAACAGACAUGCUUGUAUUUAUUUAUUUAUUUUGUGUGCCACAGCAUAGGUGAGCCAAAGGCACAAAGUGGGUUUUUCAUGUGUGUCUGACUGGCCCUCAUGCCAGACAUAAACAGUGGAAAACUCCUUUCACCCAGAUGCUUAUGAUCACACAAGAUGAAUAUGACGUGAGGCAGUUUCUAUGCAUUGUUUUACAUAAGAUAAAAGGUGCAGACUGCAUGGAUGCAUGCAGUCUAUGGUGCAUUCUGAUGAAACAAAAUACUGAGUAAUUCUGGUAAUAAUUACUUCAGCCCACCUCCAGAUAUAAAAUCAUAUAAAGCCAUACAAUACCUGCCCCGACUGAAUAAUACAUUGAGGAAUUUAUCAGUUUAUCAUACUGAUAAAGAUUUCCAUAGUAGAGAUUUGGUAGCUUUCUGCACUGACCAUGAUUCACAUUCAUUAAUAAGGUGAAA